GCAAUCCUAAAUAAAGCUGUUUAACUCUAAACACCCUUCUCUGCUGGACCACUUCAAUGGCACCUACAUCACCUUCGUCGAUUUCCGAAUCAACGGCAAAACCCCUUUACACAUUAUCUCCGCCGGUUGCACUGGAAUGUCUGAAGCUUUUAGCAAGAUGAUAAUGCCUUUAUUCCGCAAACCAUUUUACUCCAUUUGUUUUUUUUCAUGUUUUAUCCCAAAUUUAUUUCGAUGUAUAUAUCAGGGCUAUUCUAACCAAGCCAUACAGAAGCCUAAUGUUUACAAAUCCUACUGCUGGACUCUGCUGAUCCCACCAGACGACACAGCCCCUUUGUUUACAACCGGCCACUUCCUUUCUAGUGGUUGCAACAGCCCAAGUAACCGUUAACCAUGUUCCAGCGUUUCACCAGACUCUUCUUCAACGAGGGACCAGCCAGCGAUCCCGAAGAACCAAAAGCCAUUGUGGCAGAUGAAGAGGAUGAUGGGUGGCUAAUUAUUGAUAUCAAUGAUAGCUAUGCCUUGACCUUCAGUGAGGAUGAUGGGUCACGAGGGCCGGAGGAUGAAAACCCUCCCAGCCCAUUGCCCCACUCCCUAGCUGAGAGGAUUGGCUGGUCCAUCCCACCCCACCCACCCCACUCGAUGGACGAGAGCUGGUUUGUUACCCCUCCCCCCUGUUUCACCGCAGAGAGUUCGGGCCACACCGAGGUUGGAAGUAGUCCAUUGGAAGACCUGCUGAUAGAGCACCCAAGCAUGUCGGUGUAUAUUACCAGUGGAAGCAUUGUGGUGGAACAAGACACUUCCGAAGUAAUCAGAGACCGAUCCCCAUCCAAAACCAGAGUGGAGCGUCGCACACCUCAUCACGCCACCUCAGUCUCUGCCAAAUCUGCCAUCUUGGGUAAAGUGGGUCAGAUCACCCGUAUCCAACGCGCCAAGGCAACGGUGGACAGGCGCAAACUUGGACGCAAGAGUUUGCAAAGGCAAAACAUUGCAAAGCAGUUUCAUGAACGCGCUAAUGUGCGACAGCGCACCUUCUUGUGCCAACCACGGCAGCGCCAGAGCAACCACUAAACUUCUGCUGUUUACAUGACCGUGGGCAUUAUCUCUAACCAGAAUUCCCGGAUCACACUUCAUUGGUUGGCAUUACCGUAUCUUGCCUCUACAUGCUAUGUUCAAGGCCUCAAUGUUUCACUCCCUUUACUUAUUAAUAAACACCGCUCCCUGAUAGCAACAAUGAAAAUAAAAUACUAAGAGAUCAUUUAGGUUAUGAGACUCUUAAAAUCCUUUUUGGUAGAAAACCUUGGACACCCAGCAGAUAAUUUGUCGGAAUUAACAACUUCUCUAAACAGUACUGUAUAGCAGAACAUAUACCGGAAGUUGACCAUCUACAACCCCCAGCUACUGUUGAAUUCAACUUCCACCCUUCUUUACAAUGCAGCAGAAGGUUACGGGAUAUGGGAAGCUGCAAUUGGGCAGUCUUGGUCUACUGCCAAAGGUUUAUGUAGUAUUAUAAAUCCUCAUCAGUUGCACAGUUUUUUUUUUUCUCAAAUCCAACCUGGUGGACCUGUCAGCCAGGCCGAUCCUUGUCCUGUCCAGAUAUUUGAGGAAAACCUAUACAGAUGAUGUGGCCUAAGGAACUGACCGAUAACACAUUGUUCUUGAAGAUUUGGGUGUAUUUCAUUUUUAAGAAAUCUGCAUUCCCUCAGCCCCCCAGUGACAUCAUCAAUUGGUCUUCCCUUGGAAAUAUCGAAUGAGAAUACUUGUGUUUUGGGGUACAGCUAACAAGGGUACCUAUCACUUUAACAGUGUGUUUAUAUUGAGCUUGUUGUUACGGGGCUAUGUUGUCCUAGUAUAAUUGUAAUCAAAUGAAUAAUUUGAUCAAGCAUAAAUAAUUUGUGUACAUAGUGCAGGCUUUUACAUAUCAAUGGGUAGUGCAGACUUACAGCUCCAGUGCAACCACAUGAUGAUGUCACCGAUGGGCUAAGUGAAGACAUUUUAAACCACUUUUUCCAUAUUUCUCUUAAUGUUUGCUAGCACAUUGCAUAUAUUAUUUAUGAUUUACCCUUCCUCUCCAUAAUUUUCAUCAUUUGCCAUGCCACAUUUCCAAAAUAAUCUGGUUACCCCACGCCCUGUUGAGGACUAGUCUGAAAAAAGGCCUUUUGCAGUAACUUGGUAAUAGGGCCACAAAUGUACCCACCAGCACUGGCGUGUGUGUGUGUAUGUAUAUGUGUUGCCAUACAUAUAUGUAAAUGCACACACAAUUUUUGUUUCUGUAACUGGUUAGCAGAUCUUGUGUUUAUUUUCUUCGAAGGAUCAGAUCCUUGUGUUUUUAAACCACACACGUGGAGCUGUGGAAUUUUUUUUUUUUUUUUUUUAAUUGUUUUAAAGGUGCUAUUUUUGAGCAGGAUGGCGGCCAUCUUUAAAAAUGCCUUGCUUAAACGCAAAUUAACAUCGGAGCAUUUCCUGCAUGAUGUAAUGAUUGAACUCCAAAGGAGGACAAAUGGUGUUUAGGCAAUAAUUAACAUUUUUGGGGG
Molecule: messenger RNA, 2531 nt
Organism: Pelobates fuscus (common spadefoot toad)
Lineage: Eukaryota; Metazoa; Chordata; Amphibia; Anura; Pelobatidae
Gene: TP53INP2
Product: tumor protein p53 inducible nuclear protein 2
Exons: 4
Coding region: 391-1068 (225 amino acids)
Biological process (GO): autophagosome assembly; positive regulation of DNA-templated transcription
Cellular component (GO): nucleus; autophagosome
Source: RefSeq, a predicted model, not a curated record